Cricetulus griseus (Chinese hamster) is the source of this 2317-nucleotide messenger RNA. The record is from RefSeq and is a predicted model, not a curated record. Lineage: Eukaryota; Metazoa; Chordata; Mammalia; Rodentia; Cricetidae.
CCGCUUCCUGUUUCCGGUUUCUGGAGCAGGGAGCCGAGCGGCGCUUUGGGGAGCGCUGGCCUCAGACAGGAACGGAGGACCGGGGUCUGCGGCCCGCCCCCCUCCCCCCAUCUCCCAACCCCAGGGCCACAUUCUUGGGGGCUUCUUCGCUUCAGCUGCUGUGUUUUCCGUGACACGAUGUUCCCCUUCUCUGGCUGCUGGAGGACUGAACUGUUACUAUUGCUAGUCCUGGCUUUGGCUGUGAGAGAAUCCUGGCAGGCAGAAGAAAAGUCUUGUGACCUGGUAGGAGACAAUGAUAAGGAGUCAAAGCAAGAGAAGGCUCUCCUGGAGAGGCUACGGCCACUGUUUAACAAAAGUUUUGAGAGCACUGUGGGCCAGGGCUUAGAUACAUACAGCUAUAGAUUCAGAGUAUGCCGGGAAGCUGGCAACCACUCCUCUGGAGCAGGCCUGGUGCAGAUCAGCAAAAACAAUGGGAAGGAGACGGUGGUCGGGAGAAUCAACGAGACUCACAUCUUCAAUGGAAGUAAUUGGAUCAUGCUGAUAUAUAAAGGGGGUGAUGAAUAUGACAACCACUGUGGCAGAGAACAGCGUCGAGCAGUGGUGAUGAUCUCCUGCAACCGACGCACAUUAGCGGGCAAUUUUAACCCAGUGUCUGAGGAACGGAACAAAGUCCAAGAUUGUCUGUACCUCUUCGAGAUGGACAGCAGCGUAGCCUGUUCACCAGAGGUUUCCCACCUCAGUGUGGGCUCUAUCUUACUGGUCAUAUUUGUUUCAUUGGUUGCUGUCUACAUUAUUGGGGGUUUCUUAUACCAGCGACUGGUGGUGGGAGCCAAGGGAAUGGAGCAGUUCCCCCAUUUGGCCUUCUGGCAAGAUCUUGGCAACCUGGUAGCUGAUGGUUGUGACUUUGUGUGCCGCUCCAAACCCCGCAACGUGCCUGCUGCCUAUCGUGGAGUUGGGGAUGACCAGCUGGGGGAAGAGUCAGAAGAAAGGGAUGACCAUUUGCUACCAAUGUGAUUGCACUUUUACUGUCCAGCCAGCUCUUUAUUCCCCACACCAAAGCAUACACAGCCAGACUUCUCAAGCCGCCUCUUCUCAUCUCUCACCUUGCCGUUAAUACUCUUGCUUUCCAGUUGGCUUUUGAUUUGACCCUAAACUGCCUCCCUUUGCUCAUAUUGUUUCUCCUCUGCACAAGUACAGUGGAAAGUAGACAUAGGGUCUUCGGGGCUGACUCUUGUGCCGUCAGGAAGAGCAAGGACCGCUAAAUGGGCAGAAAGCCACGAGCCCUGUCUAAAUAUUUUCACAAGUUGAGACACUGGAUUUCUUUAAUUAAAAAAAAAAAAAGCUAAGAUUACUUGUACCUUAAUUGCUUCCUGUUGUCUCUGUCCCUAAAGCAGUCUCCCUGAGGAUCUGAGUGUGACUGCAUAGAGUUGCUUUGCAGUGCUUACCUGGCUGUAGCCCAAACACUGCCAUUUGCCUCGAGCCUGGAGUGAGUCACUGAAAUGCCCCUUGUAUGGGAUUAGGGCAGGAAAAAAAUGUGAAAUUCCCCAGCUGCAGGAUUCUAAGGCACCACCUAAGGUGUUUUCCGAUCUUUCUGUGACUUGAUAGCUAGAAUUGGGCUCCAAGCUGUGGUUUUAAAGCCAUAUGUAGCCCAAAUGUCUAAUCAAGCAGUCCUACCCUAAAGGAAAUAGACCUGUGUUCCUGAGGCCCCAGAGCUUGUGUGCAGGAAAAGCUGGUAAACCUGCUCUUGCUCAUUUUGCUCUACUAGUACUUCUCAACUUGUGUUGCACUUUUCUCACAAGUCUGUAGUUUGGCUUUUUAUAUUUCUCCCAAUCUUAUAGAAAGGGAAUGGAAGCAGAAGUGGACAUGGGUCUGCAGUUCUCUGCUCCGGGUAGGGAAGACUGCUGCUCCUGUUCCUCCUGCUGGCUCAGGGAAGUGUCUUACCCACGUACCUAUGAGAAAAGGGUUUAGCCUCUCCCACUUCCUUCUGUUUAGGCCAUGUGCCAGAAUCACAGGCUGAUCUUCCUGUAAUAGUGAACUCCUAGGCCAGUAAGUAACAACACAUCUGAACACAGGAGAUGUGGAAAAGGCAGGGCCAUUUGUUACCUUUAGAGAAGGACAUGAAAUGAUGUCAUUCUGACUUCUCCGUACCCUUGUCAAUGGUAGUGGGAUUUUUUGUUUUCUUUCUAUACAGGAAAAUUAAUGUUAUUUUUUAAAAAGGCAUCUCAUUUGUUGUUUGCAUAGUUCCCCAGUGUUUUAAAUGAAAUAAUACACCACUUUUUGUACAAAAACAUAAUAAUUAAAAAAAACAUACAAAACA